Molecule: messenger RNA, 4246 nt
Organism: Patella vulgata (common limpet)
Lineage: Eukaryota; Metazoa; Mollusca; Gastropoda; Patellidae
Product: tubulin tyrosine ligase 3
Exons: 20
Coding region: 119-4066 (1315 amino acids)
Biological process (GO): protein polyglycylation; cilium movement; cilium assembly
Cellular component (GO): cilium
Molecular function (GO): protein-glycine ligase activity, initiating
Source: RefSeq, a predicted model, not a curated record
CCUUCCAUGGCGACAAGAAGACCCCUGACAUUGAAUAUUGGAUUUAUUAGUUUAUAAAUGCAUGCAACUAAUUUAAUGUCAUGAUGAAGUAAAAGUUAAUGGGUUUUACAAAAAUGAAAUGGGGAAAAGAAGCCGAUACAUGGACGCUGAUCUAACAUUUGUUCCAAAAAUCAGUGCAACAAGUCAACGGAUUGCACUUGAAAAGCGCCAUAUUUUGGAAAAUAGUUAUGGGAUACCUCAUUUCAUGUUGGAAACAAAGAGCAGGUUAAAUACUCGUGAACCGCUAGGACCCAUUGUUGCUAUCACUGCUCACCAGUCAAAACCUAGAUGUACAGAAUCAAUGUCAGAUGUAAAAUGUUCGAACAAGAAAGUAUUUCAUAAGCUUUCUUCGGAAUUUGAAGACCCAGACUCAGACUGUGCAGAAAAAUCAAGCAUAUUGGCGAACCCAAUAUCAAAGAGUCCUAAUGAAAUGUUGAUCAAAAAGAACCAAGAGUUUGAUUGUGAGACUGCUGAUAAAAAUGUCUCCCUCUCUGCACGACAUGCUGAUCUUGAUACUUCAGUAUUUACAUUUAAACCAAGUUUAAACAUGGCAAGCAUUAAAAUAGCGGAAACCUUAAAUAGUGAUUUCAUGUCCCGCCAACAGCAACAUAUAGAAAACCAAAGAAAACAUAUAAAGAAAGCUGAUCAUCAGUUUAAGAAAAACCUCACCUUGUCUCCACAUUCAAAACGUUAUUCCACUAGAAUUUAUAAAGAUAAUGAUAUUAUUAGUGAAUCAGAGAGUGGGAAAGAGAAAGGAGACAAGUUCUCCUCUCCCACUAAUCAAUUUGAUAGUAAAGUAACUUCUGAUGAUAAUUUUGAAGAAACAUUAAAUGAAUUAGAAGACAUGCCAGCUGUAAGCCCACUAUCCAUUAACAGAAUGAAGACAACAACAUCACCCAAUCUUCAACGUUUGUUGGAAGGGCCUUAUGCUAACCAUGAUGUGUUGAAAUCCCAGAAGUCUCGUUUUAAUAAUCAUGGCGUUUUGCCUCGUCCUCGUCCAAAUGGAGACAGCACCGAUGGUGAUAAAGAAAAUGAUGCCCCUAGUAAUUUCACCCAAUCUCGAAGUAAAACUAUGCCGACAUUAAAUCGACCUAAAGCUGGUCGUAAAAUGUCACUGGUAGCUGAUGGAGAACGUCUUCGAAAUGCUAAGGAAAUCGUGGAAAAGGCAAUCAAGUUUCGUAAAAUCUUUACUAUUCAAGGCGGUUAUGCUAGUAUACGACAGAGUUUACGUAAGAGAGGCUGGGUAGAAAAGUUUUAUAAAACAACAGGUCCUGUCAAACGUGCAUCUCGUACUAAAAGAAGAAAGCAGAACUCUGAGAGUGAUGAUAGUGAUGGAGAUGAUGAUGAUGAUGACGACGAUGAUGAUGAUGGAACAGAUGAUGAUAAUGAUGAACCUAAGAUUCCACCAUGGGAAGAGGAUGAUGGUAUUUAUGGUAUUAUGUCAAGAAUGGUGAGAAAUGUAAAUCCAGUGUUUUUCUGGGUGUUAAAGAGAGAUGUAAUAGAUUAUCGUUUUUUACUGCGUGAGCAGAUGGUUAACCAUUAUUGUAAAGCUGGUUCAUUUACAACUAAGGUUGGUUUGUGUGUUAAUUUAAGAAAUGUGAGAUUAUUUGAUAAUGCUGAUCAAGACUCAUUUUGUCCCCGUUGCUAUAGAUUGAGUCAUGAGGAAGACAAAGAAGCUUUUACAGAGGAUUACAGAUUAUCAGCGUGUAUGAAUAUAGUUAAGAUUAUUCACAAUGUGUGUGUAAAUAGUAGCACACAAAACAUAGAACCUAAACCGAGUGCCGAUAAAUGUGUCACCAUUAACAUCAAUUCUGUAACUAAUACCACUGAAACGGUUCUUACAUCUAAGUCGUCUGCUAAAACCGGUGAUAAACAAAAUGUAACUAAGGAAACAGUUAUUAAUGAAAUAGUGCCAGAUACUGAAAAUUUAAGCGAAUCGAGAGAGAAACAGUCACAAGAUUCUGAAAAGGAGAUUGUUAAACCCAGUUGUAAAGAUCCUAAAUGUGCAGAAAUUACGAAAGAUGGCACCAAAUGUGUUCAUUUAGAAGAAGAUGAGAUUAAAAUUAAAGAGGAAAAAAGAAAAGAAGAAGAAAAGAAAUUAGAUGAAAGCAAGAAAUUAAAUUUGUCUCCUAGAGGAAGUGGUAAUCCAACUCAAUCAAAAACGUCUCCACGUGGUGCUAAGAAAAAGAAGAAAAAGAUGGUUGUACCAGUUCAAGCUUUAGAGCUGGCUGUAAUGCAGUGUGAAAAGUUUUUACGAUUUAAUUUACAUGAAGAUAUUGAUGAGACAAAUGAGACUGCUUGCUUGAGCGAGGAAAAAUGGGAUCAGUUAUUACAAUGGUAUUAUAAUCUUGCACAUGAUGAUGGUGUUAUAAUGUCAGUACCACAAGUAUUAAUAGAGAAAUGUGAUAGUUUAAUGAAUAGACUAAAGGCUAGAUGUCCACAGUUUGAAUUAGAUGGUGUUAAGAAUGUGUGGAUUGUUAAACCUGGUGCUAAGUCCAGAGGAAGGGGUAUUGUGUGUUAUGAUAAAUUAGAAGAUAUGUUAAAACUAGUCAGUUCUCAAGUUGUUAGAAAAGAUAGUAAAUAUGUAGUGCAGAAAUAUAUAGAACGGCCAUUAUUAAUCUAUAAUACUAAGUUUGAUAUAAGACAGUGGUUUUUGGUGACAGAUUGGAAUCCUCUAACGAUAUAUUUCUAUCAAGAUAGUUAUCUUAGAUUCUGUUCUCAACAAUAUACUCUAGAUGAUUUUGAUGAAUCAAUCCAUUUAUCAAACAAUGCCAUACAGAAACAUUAUAAAAAUGGCCCUCGAUCUACAUCUCUACCAUCUGAUAAUAUGUGGACACAUGAACAGUUUAAAGAUUAUCUUAAAUCGAAGAAGCAAGAUAAUUUAUGGGAAGAACUAAUUUAUCCUGGUAUGAAAAAAGCUAUUCAGUGUGCUUUAUUAACAGCUCAAGAUCUGAUAGAAUAUAGAAAGUCAUCAUUUGAAUUGUAUGGAGCUGAUUUUAUGCUAACAGAAAAUUAUCAUCCAUGGUUAAUUGAGAUCAAUUCUUCACCAAGUAUGGAGGCCAGUACUGCUGUUACAGCUAGGAUGUGUAAUAGUGUUUUAGAUGAUACAAUCAAAGUUGUAAUAGAUAGAAAGCACGAUAGAAACUGUGAUAUUGGCCGUUUUGAGUUAGCUUUUAAACAACCAGUUGUGUCUGUACCCCCUUAUAUAGGCAUUAACUUACAAGUUGAUGGACAAGCAAUCAAAAAACCAAUAGGCUAUAAGAAACCAGAAAUAGUCCAAUCAACGGACUUCUUCUCACCUAAACAAUCACAACAAAAUUUGACUGCAAAAUCACCAGAUUUGAAAAGUGUUACUUCAAAUAGCAACAAUCAAGCUAAUAGUGAUUCUAAAAAAAAGGAAACAGUAUUGACCCUCACUGACGUUGGUCAGAAAAAAGACAAUGUGGCCAAAAAAUCUCCAGUACAAGGUGCUCCAUCAAAAUCAAAUAUAAGUACAAUGCUGAAACAGCUGCCAAAAGCAGGGACCUCGUCUGUUGAAGCCAGCGGCUGUGAUUAUAAAUUACAGUCUUCGGUUAGCGACACUGGUAUCAGUAGAUCACAGUAUUAUUAUAACCAGCCAGAAGUUCCACCGCCAAAGGUCAUUAAAUCGGGAGGAGCCAAUCGUGUACCAGAACCUCCGUCUCAUCCGAAAGUUUGUUUGCAGACACCUUACAUGGCUGUAGGGAAUAGACGUAUUGUUUCCAAAACGUCUGUCUCUGUGAAUUACAAUAUUCCUGGAAUUCCAUCUGAAAAACAAUCAAGAGCUGCUGCAGUUACAGUUAAAAACGUGGAAACAACUGACCUUCGAAAUGUCAAAGGUCAAAAAGGUAGAAGAAGAAUUAAGGUCAAAUCAAAAGCUUUAUCCCCUUACGUUAAUCGACAUACUCCUCUUAAGUUAGCUAUGUCUAGUAGAUCAAGAUCACAAUCACAUCUGGUGCUACAUAAACUGCCUGUUAUAAAGGUGCAUAUUUUUAAUCGUCAUGGUUAAAUCUCUUCAUCUCACAGCAAGCAAUCUGCACACUAAUUAAGGUCUAACACAACUAAUACCAACAAUGUGGUGUCGGAUGUGCAGUGAAUGUGGUUAUGGAACCAAUCUACACUUUCACGCUGUCAAUCCAAACUGUAAAUGUCGAAGAGAUAGAAUACUUGAUUAUCUUAUUAAUUCACG